This is a messenger RNA of Schistocerca serialis cubense, 1872 nucleotides long. RefSeq lists its product as uncharacterized. The coding region runs from base 255 to 1145 and encodes 296 amino acids. The transcript has 6 exons. Lineage: Eukaryota; Metazoa; Arthropoda; Insecta; Orthoptera; Acrididae. The record is from RefSeq and is a predicted model, not a curated record.
GCUGACCUGGAAACCUGUUGUACACAGUCGCGACCGCAUGCUGUUCGUUUUUGGCCCGGCGCAAGAGACAGCUGCUGCCUCUCGUAACACCUGCAGUGUGCCGUGCUGUGAGGUACGCACCACGGCCUCGACGUGUGCUUGUGACGUAGUGGAGGAGUAUGGAGAGUGGGGACUCGGGAGCCCGGAGCCCAUUUCGCCGGCAGACUGUACUACUGGCGGCGUCUGCCUCUUGCGUCACUCAGUGAGUCCUCGCCAUGCUGUGCUGUUGUCCACGCUUGUUGCUGCUGGCUGCCUGCGCCUUGCUGCUGCGGCGGACCCCCUGCGCACACGCCUCGCCCAGCAGCGGAGUGGAGCUUCGCUUCGGCGGGUACCCCGGCCUGGCGUGCGCCGACGGCCGCUACCCAGUGGCCCUCGACAACGCUCGCCGAAUGCUGGUCGCACUGUUGGUGGUCGGCGCAGACGACAGGAUUCACAGAACCUUCGGCUGUUUCUUCGAGGGAGAUAUCCGCCAGCUGCAGGCCAUGGCAGCCGAACAUGGCUUCCGCUUCAUUAGCCUUCUACCGGCCUCAGUGAGUCUGGCAAUCCCCGAGGCGGACUGCGUGGUGCCUCGGUCGGGGCUGCCCAGCGACGUGUUCGACGUGCAGAUGAACCUACUGGGUGCGGCGGCCCCCGCCGCCCCUGCCGGUUGUCUGAUGUACAGCUCUGCCAAGGUGGGGCUCGUUUCCAGGGACGCCACCAAUUCCACCGACAGCGACGCCGCAACUGAUGAUCCACCUGCUGAUGGGGCGCUGCUUCUCAGGUUCCAGCGAGUGUCCUUUCCGGCGCUGGAGUGCCGGUUUCGCGCGCAGACGCAGCCUGACGUCAUCCUGCGCGGCCUCGUCCAACCACCGGACGACCACUUCACUUGCCGCUUCCGCUACCGCAUCAAAGGUCAGGUGUUGGGCGCCCUGCUGCGCUACCUUUCGGCGGCCUACAUGCUUCCCUUGGACACGCCACCUGCGAGCCUACCGAUGCUGACGCUGCGACCAUUCGCGUGCGGCGCCGGUGCCGGUGACGACGCGGACGUCGACUUCCUGGUGACGGGGCCCAGAGGCCGCUCGGCGGGCUGCAAGUUCUCCUCUGGUGACCACCAAAGCUCCGGCUGAUCCUGUGUCUGGCAUCACCGUAAUCGCUCAGACUGUGACUACAGGCUGCGUUCUUCUUGCACUGUCUUGAAAGAAACUGACAGUGUAAAUUCCGUACAUCGAGACUCAUUAAUUUAUUUACAAACUCGUUUCACGUGGAGGAUCAUUCUUUGUUUAUGAAAGUGCCACUAAUUAUAUGCGAAUGGUACCACAACCACAAGUGGGCGAUUUUCAUAAAAAAAAUACUUACUAUUUACCGCUGCUGUGAUAGAACACUUCUUGUAAACACUGCUGCAUAGCUUGUGUAUUUAAAGAACAAAAUCACAAAACCCGUAAAAUCUGAUGUAGUAUGUAUUUAUUUCUCUACAACCAGUUUAGAUCAAGUGACUAUGCACAGGUCACCUGUAUAGGAAGAGAAACAUGUAAGAAAUAGUAUACAGUGCGUCAAAAUAAUUAAUAUUAACUGUUCUCCGUAGCAGAUACGAAUACCAUAACAUCGGUUAAAAGGAUAUUCCUUGGUGUCACGUACAUAUGUAAUUGUCAGUUGCAACAUCUAAAUGAAAUAGUUAAAAAUACGAUAUAUGUAAAGACUUUAAAAACAUAGUAUACGUAUGUAUACACGUUGUAGAUACAAAUGUAACUCGAGUAUUUUAAUAUUUUGUGUACUACUUUAUUUUUUAUCUAGUAUGUGAUAUGUUUUAUGUCUUUAUUCUUACUUCUAUUUUGUGACGAAGAUAUCUAAAAAAUA